Messenger RNA from Closterium sp. Naga37s-1, 315 nucleotides. NCBI's taxonomy places the organism in Eukaryota, Viridiplantae, Streptophyta, Zygnematophyceae, Desmidiales, Closteriaceae. The record is from the annotation of a GenBank genome assembly.
AUGGAGUCGGCUUACUGUAUGCACGACCAACUCCCCCCACCCCUCCCUCCCCACACCACGCUCCUUGCUCUCAUGGGUCCCCUCCUGACGCCCACCAGGCAAGCUGGUGUUUUCAAACGUGGAGGCGAUGGAGUCGGCAUCGUGGCGGGACAAGCUGGACCAGCUGUACAAGAGCUCGUCUCAGAACUACCGUGUGGUGGUGCACGGCAGCAAGAUUUCCCCCCGUGGUUUUCUGAGGAGGAGGAGGAGGAGGAGGAGGAGGAGGAGGAGGAGGAGGAGGAGGAGGAGGAGGAGGAGGAGGAGGAUGAUGAGUAG